Messenger RNA from Alternaria alternata, 1365 nucleotides. RefSeq names its product FAD/NAD(P)-binding domain-containing protein. Gene Ontology annotation, molecular function: monooxygenase activity; FAD binding. The record is from RefSeq and is a predicted model, not a curated record. The transcript is spliced from 4 exons. Gene Ontology annotation, biological process: secondary metabolite biosynthetic process. The coding region runs from base 1 to 1365 and encodes 454 amino acids. NCBI's taxonomy places the organism in Eukaryota, Fungi, Ascomycota, Dothideomycetes, Pleosporales, Pleosporaceae.
AUGGAAAGAGAGCCACCGACUGGUGUCGACGUCCUUGUAGUAGGAGGCGGUAUCGGUGGUCUCACUUGCGCCAUCGAAGCCUAUCGCAAAGGGCACAAUGUACGAAUUCUUGAACGAAACCAAGAAGGCCAGUACUCUGGCGAAGUAAUCAUGAUAACCACUUCUGCACUCGAAACUCCCAAGAAGUGGCCCAGCUUUAUGGAACGUGCCAGGGCUAUUGGACUACCACCGGACUUCGAACUGCGCAAAUACGACGGCACAUUCAUUCAGCAUCAUGCCCCUGGCCACUCAAAGAAUCCUUCGCUGGGCAUCUACCGAAAGAAACUUCACAACCUGCUUAAUACCUAUGUCAAAGAGCUCGGUAUCCCCAUAACCUACGAGUGCAGAGUAGGUGCAUAUUUUGAAACGAACCAAACGGGCGGCGUUAUCCUUGACAAUGGCGAAAGAAUAAUCGCAGAUGUUGUUGUAGCUGCAGACGGCGUCGGCUCCAAAUCUCGUGAGAUCAUUGAUGGAAAUAAAGAUAAACCGAUUAGCUCUGGUUUCGUUGUUUACCGGAGUUCUUUUCCUGCCGGACCAGCGAUUGAAAAGUCUCCCCUUCUUGCGAAAGCGUUUGCUGGCUAUGAAAACCGCGGUUUCAUGUACAUUGGCCCAGGCGCACAUGUAGUGUUUGGACUCAAUCAGGACGAGUUGUGGUAUCUUCUGACAACCAAGGACGAAAAAGGUACGGCAACAGAGAGCUGGUCGAAAACUACUUCCACAGAUAAGAGUCUCCAGGUUGUCAAAGAUUGGGACCCCCUUGUGGCCGAGCUCAUCAGGGCAACUCCGAACAAUCAAUGUCUCGAUUGGAAGCUUAUGUGGCGUGACCCACAGCCGCAGUGGGUCUCGAAAGGCGGUCGUGUUGUUCAACUUGGCGAUGCGGCACAUCCAUUCUUGCCCACGUCAUUCAGUGGCGGCACAAUGGCGAUGGAGGAUGCUUACUCACUAGCAGCCUGUCUGCAGAUCAGUGGGAAGAAGAAUGUUGCGAUUGCGACAAAGGUUCAUAAUAAGCUGAGGUUCGAGCGAGUAUCGUGCGCACAGAAAAUGGGCUUCAAGAACCGGGAAGUCUUCCAUAACACCGACUGGAAGGACGAGAAAGCAGCGCCAAAGAAGGAGGAGCAGAUGGUUGGGAAUUGGUUGAUCUACCAUAACCCUGAGCAGUACGCUUAUGAUAAGUAUCAUGAAUGUGCUGAGCACUUACUCACGGGCACCGAGUUCGGGAAUACGAACCUACCACCGGGGUACAAGUACAAACCGUGGACUGUACGCGAGCUUCUGGAAGCUUCAGAACGUGGUGAAGUGGUUGGAGAUGAAGGCGACUGGUCUUAG